AUGAUUGUAGACCUACCCAAAGAUGGCAGCCAUGACUCCAUACUUGUAAUUGUGGACAGUUUCACCAAAUACAUCAUUUUGGUGGAAUGUUCCAAAAAACUCAAGGCACCAGAACUGGCAGAUCUUUUCCUGCGCCACAUUUGGAAGAAAUACAGCAUGCCAGAGAAAACUGUCUCAGACCAAGGACAAGUAUUCAAUAACAAGUUCCUGAAGGCCCUGUACCAACACCUUGGGAUAGAUCCUCACUACUUGUCUGCCUACCACCCACAGAGCAAUGGACAGACAGAACAUGUCAACCUGUUGGUAGAACACUUCCUAAGGGCAUACUCUGGAGUCAAUCAAAGGGACUGGGUCAAAUGGCUUCCCAUGGCAGAAUUCACUUACAACAAUGCAGUACACAGCGCAACUGGGAGGACCCCUUUCAAAGCCCUACAUGGGUGGGAACCCACACUAACGCCAAGCAAUGUGCCUAUGGACAUACCCAAAGCAGAUGAUCUGGCCACCCAAAUGGAGUCACAAUGGAAGGAAAUCAAAUUGGCUCUCCAGCAAUCCAAGUCACAAAUGAUAGCUGGAGAAGAAGGAAGCCCACUGGAGUUCAAGAUUGGGGAAGAAGCGUGGCUAGAUGCCAAGAACCUCAAACUCAAAACUCUGAGCCCCAAACUCAACAAACAAAGGGUGGGCCCCUUCAAAGUCAUAGAGAAAAUAUCCAACCAAGCAUACCAAUUAGAACUCCUGCCAUCUAUGCAAGUACACAAUGUCUUCUACAUGGGACUACUCUCUAAGGUCAGGAGAGAUGACAAAAGGGCCUUUGAAAAUAGACCACUGCCAGUGACAAUUGACAUGGAGGAAGAAUAUGAUGUAGAAGGGAUAACGGACAUGGAAAAACAAGACAGAAAAUGGCUCUUCAGGGUAAAAUGGAAAGGCUACAGAUCAGAGGAUGUCGUAGACACAGUUGAUACCAGGGAAUUUACUCCCAUUUUCUCGGAUUUAAACGAAGCACCUACUAGUCUUCCCCAUCUUCCCACCAUUCUCUCCUGGACUCCCACACGCUCCUCUUCGCGGGCCUCUUCCCACGCUGGCCGCUCAUACCCCCAAUCUACCAUGGCAACCCGACACCUGGAACCCCAGCUUCCGCCAACCUCCUCUGUCGAAUAUGGCGAGGUCUCCCUGGAACGAGUCACCCAACUCCUCCUUGGCCUACUCGGCCAAGUUGAGCGCCUCAAGCGAGAAAUCGCUGAGAUCAAGGAAGCAGGAAUCGAGACCCGGACAAACGUCGAAAAUAUCUCACAAACCGUUGAUGUUGUCAAGGAUGGUCUCAAGUCCCUCCAGCUCCAAGGCCCCCGUACCCCAGAAGGGAACCAACCCAAGGCAGUGGAAGAAACGCCACGCCCCAUACCAAAAACCGAGCCUAUUGGAUCGGUUAGUAGGGGACCCUUCUGGUCAGAACCAACUAGGGAAAUCCCAGGUCUCGCCCAGCCUACCCCAAGAAGAGCCGCACCCCUGCGAGUCCCGUCUCCCCCUCCAUCUCCGCGUCUCCGAUCCCCCAUCGGAGCACCUGCCCCUCCUCCACCGGCUCCAGUCGCUGCAUAUCCUACCCCGGUCAAAGUAGACCACCCAGACGCCUAUACAGGCAAAAUCGGGAGUGAGGCCAAACAGUGGCUCACAAGGAUGUUGGCCUGGACCCGGCUAAACUCGCGCAUGUUUCCCACGGACCAAGAAGUCCUAUCCUUCCUUCUGAUGAAUAUGAAGGAUUCCGCGGGAGCAUGGGCACACCCACACCUUGACCAGCUUGGAUCACACCGGGCAAUCAUCCAAACGGUUGAGGGAUUCAAAAUGGAGUUUUUGGCAGCAUUUGGUGACCCUGAUGCCACAAGGGCCGCCAAGUGGAAGAUUACCACGCUUACCCAGUCCGGCACAUGCGCGGAUUAUAUCACAAAGUUCAGAACCCUGGCAAUGGAACUGGACUGGAACGACGCAGCCCUCCGAGGCCAGUUUGCCCGCGGCCUCCACUGGGAGGUCAGCCGCCAAAUUGCUACCCGCGAACAUUGCCCCCGAACACUCCUCGAGCUGCAAAACGCAGCACUCGUUAUUGACAACGCUCUCCGAGAAGAGCGUGCUAGCCACCCGCCGAGGGAUAAUAAGUCUAGCAAGCAACCCAACCCCGCAAGGGGAACGAGUACCGGCCAACCAAGUACUGGUUCAAAGAAACUCUCCGACGACCCUAAUUUCGUGUCGGAGGAGGAAAGGAAUUGCCGCCGCGCCGCUGGCGCCUGCAUCAAGUGCGGCAAAAUGGGCCACAAGUUUGCGGAAUGCCGCACGGGCUGGAAGGCUACCCCUACUGAGGACAAAGGGAAAGCCAAGGAAACCGCCAAGAUUGGCAAAGACUCCAAGUACCAAUCGGGAAAAGAGUAA
Messenger RNA from Rhizoctonia solani, 2412 nucleotides. RefSeq names its product integrase core domain protein. The coding region runs from base 1 to 2412 and encodes 803 amino acids. Gene Ontology annotation, biological process: DNA integration. The record is from RefSeq and is a predicted model, not a curated record. Gene Ontology annotation, molecular function: nucleic acid binding; zinc ion binding. The transcript is spliced from 3 exons. Lineage: Eukaryota; Fungi; Basidiomycota; Agaricomycetes; Cantharellales; Ceratobasidiaceae.